Molecule: messenger RNA, 148 nt
Organism: Dentiscutata heterogama
Lineage: Eukaryota; Fungi; Glomeromycota; Glomeromycetes; Diversisporales; Gigasporaceae
Source: the annotation of a GenBank genome assembly
GAUUAUAAUUGAAGAGGGUAUUAGUCAAACGUUUAUACCCAGGCAUGAAAAUCAUAGAAGACGCUCAGUACGUAGGCAACGCAGUUGGUUGGAUAAUUAUGGCGUGAGAAGAUUGUAUCAUGGAUUUUAUUUACAUUUCACAAACAAU